Pomacea canaliculata is the source of this 5227-nucleotide messenger RNA. RefSeq names its product E3 ubiquitin-protein ligase UBR2-like. Gene Ontology annotation, biological process: ubiquitin-dependent protein catabolic process via the N-end rule pathway; protein ubiquitination. Lineage: Eukaryota; Metazoa; Mollusca; Gastropoda; Architaenioglossa; Ampullariidae. Gene Ontology annotation, molecular function: ubiquitin protein ligase activity. Gene Ontology annotation, cellular component: ubiquitin ligase complex; cytoplasm. The record is from RefSeq and is a predicted model, not a curated record. The transcript is spliced from 38 exons. The coding region runs from base 9 to 4289 and encodes 1426 amino acids.
CCAGGGUCAUGUGUCAUCAACUGUUAAUGUCUGGGGUUCUGAAAGAUGCAGAAUGCAAAAAGCAGUUUGCUGUGAUAUUUACAAAGCAUUAUCCACAGAUGAUGCAAGAUUUUAAUGAGGACGACCAUGAUCAUGACGUCUCAGUUACAUCUCUUUCCGUUCAAAUAUAUACUGUCCCAAGCCUGCACUAUGCAAGUCUCAUGGCAGAUUUUGUACAGGAUGACCAUUACCGAUCCGUGUCCAUAACCUCAAUCUCAGUCCAAAUUUUCACAGUGCCUACCUUGGCCAGAAUGCUGGUGAAAGAGCAUGAUCUUAUCAAUGUUAUCCUCAAAAGUUUCUUAAAACACUGCCAGGAAAAGAAAAACAGGGUUGGGAAGCUGUCAUUUGAAAGGAGUGAAAGAAAUGCAACAUUCAAACGAGCCUGCUACAUGCUGUAUGAUCUGAAAUAUGCAUUGCUGUGUAAGCCUGCAAUGCCAGAGGAAUGGUCUGAUGGUCUUCGCAACAGCUUUCUAAACGGCUUUGUGUCUAUGCUGAAUCUCUUGAAGAUGAUGCAGGGCAUGGAUUCAGUAAUUCGACAAACAGCCCAGCAUUUGGAAUUUGAACCAGAGUGGGAAGGUGCUUUCAAUUUGCAGCUGAAAUUGGAAGACAGUUUGGUUCUGUUCAGUGACUGGUGUUCAUCUGAUCGCUUUUUACUGAUUGAAGCAUACAAAGAGACCACAGAGGCUUUAUGCCAUUGCAGAGAGAAAGUCGAGAAGGAAAGGGUUGAAGUUGGUGGCCACACAGCUAAAUGCAUCAGAUAUGAUGUCAGCUCACAGCCAGUAUCUGUCCAUCUGCCUGUUACACGCUUCUUUGCCUCUCUUUACAUGCAUCUUGCUGACUUUGGCCUGAAGUUUGAUUCUGCAGUACUGAUGACAAGGAACCGGUUGGAAAUCAUGGAAUUACUGGAGCCAGCUUUACGUGUCCAAGUGCUGGUUGCUCAGGCACAGGCUGGCAUGUGGCGACGAAAUGGAUUUUCUCUCCUGAACCAGAUUUAUUUCUACCACAAUGUACGGUGCAGAGAACAGAUGUACAACAAAGAUAUAAUACUGAUGCAGAUAUCAGCCUCACUCAUGGACAGCGAUGAAUUUUUGAUCAGCUGUCUCAAUAAAUUUGGACUGGUAGCCUGGACUAAGCCAGACUAUGAUAAUCCUACAGGGCAAGAGGACUUUUUGAGACAGACAGUUACACUAGCUGAAGAGUUUCUUAACCUGCUAAUUGUGAUCUUGGAGGAGCGUUAUGUACCUGGAAUAGGGGAAGUUACUGCAAAGGAUGCUGUGAAAAGGGAAAUCAUUCAUCAAUUAUGCAUAUCAUCAAUGCCACACAGCAAGCUGGCCAAAGCUCUUCCAGAAGAUCCCAAUCAUGAGACAGGUAUGGAGGAAGUGGUUGAAGAAGUUGCCUUCUUCAAGAAACCAAGCAGUGGUGGCGGCAAUGGCAAAUAUGAACUAAAAGACAAAUAUUACGCCCAAUAUUGCCCCUUCUUCUACCACUACUCAAAGGCCGAACAAUCAAAGUCUGAAGAAACUCAGCGAGCACGCAAAAAGCAGAAUGGAGAAGAUCAAGCAUUGCCUCCACCAGUGCAACCUCCUUUCAAACCUCAGUUUAAACCUAUCCUUGGGCUUUUCCACUGUGAUGUCAUGAUGCACAUCUUGUCCACUAUUCUGAUGCGAACUGCUGCCACGCGCUCCAGGUCCUGGUCAGAGGCCCAGUUUGAGCGAGUCCUUUACUUAAUUGGAAUGGCACUGAAUGAGCAGAUUGCUGCACUGAAUAGUGGAGACCAGUCCUUUCUGUUUCUGAGAAAAGGUGUACAAGAAAAUGGGAUUCUUAGUCAGCUGAAGGGACUGGUGCAUUGUACCAAUGUUGGUCAAGAAACUAUCAAAGAUCUGCUAGCGUGGGUGCUGAGAAAAUUUGGAGAGGCAUUAAAAUUAUGUGAUGAACAAGCAUACCAAGAUCAACUGGAAGACUUAGCCAGAUGUGCUGACUUGCGAACUGAUGCAGAACGUAAAAAGAAGGCUGCCAUUGCUGCCAAACGCAGGGCAAAAAUUAUGGCACAGAUGUCAAAAAUGCAAAAAGAUUUUAUUGCAGAAAAUGCUGAACUUUUUGAGAAUACUUGCACAGAUCUUUGCGCCAUCAGCGGAGAUGUUGACUUCAGUGAACCAGCACCAGAGUCUGUGGCACUUGGCCCAGCACAGACACAGGUGAAGAUGUGUGCUGCCAUUACAGUCACCUGCAUUUUGUGUCAGGAAGAGCAGGUUGUCUCAAAUACUGGUCGUGCCAUGGUCCAGGCAGCUUUUGUACAAAUGUCAACAGUCCUUUCCCAGAAUCACUGGAAGCAGCUGGUUAAUGGAGAGAACUAUGAUCCCCUCUUCAUGUCGGCAGACCUGUUUAAUGGCACCCAUACAUCUUCUUGUGGUCAUGUUAUGCAUCAUGACUGCUGGCAAAGGUACUUCCAGAAUAUUGUAAACAAAGAGCGGCGGCGGCCAAUGAGAUUUCGCCACAGCUUUAGUUAUGAUGUGGAUAAGAUGGAGUACUUGUGUCCACUGUGUGAAGGGCUGAGUAACACCAUCAUCCCCAUUAUUCCACACCUCAGCUCUCUUCUGCCUGAAGGAGAAACCAAGGCAGUGACACUGUCUUUCGAUGACUGGCUGGAUGGUAUUCACAAAACUGCAGUCAACAGUGUUCAGAAUAAGCAGAUUAAAGGAGAUUUUUUCUUGAUGUUACAACCUUGUCCUAUUUCAUCAAUAUCACGGAUGAUGGCAGAGAGUGUUGCCCGCAACUUUCAACUACUAUGGGAUUAUGUGAAUGAUUAUUCCAGCGUCUGUUUCUCAGAUGGGCUUCAGGAGAUGAUGCAGAAGUUUGCCAAAGAUGUGUAUGUUUUUGGACUUGGAGUAAAACCAGAUGAUGAAAACCCUCGUGUGCCUAUUAUGGUUUGGAACACUUGUGCCUUCACUAUUAUGGCAUGUGAACAAGAUCUGGCAGCUGAGGGUCAAGGUGUCUUUGGGUCGCUGUCAGAACGACAGAGUUCAUUGCUGGGGGUACUGGUACGGUUUGCAGCUGUGGUUAGCCAGGUUGUGCCUGCAGAGACUGUGCGGGAGCACUGUGUACGCCUUCUUUCCUUGCUGAUACCAGAAAAAGUGGAGUGUCUAGUGUAUGACACAGAGUGCCUGCUGGAUGUGGACAUGUUCCACUAUCUGGUUGCUUUGACGAUGACACUACCCUUCCUGCAUGCAGACGGGGCAGCUAAGCAAGCACAGUCCAAGCAACCCAUGGGCUGGCUUCCUAUGGGGGGCCUUAAUGAUCAACAUGCCCUCACUCUGGUCUUCCUGGUUCACCUCACCCAGAUCCUUCUGUCUUUCAAUGAACCACCUCAGGAUUCGAUGGAAACAGAAGCAGAGCUAGAGACGGAAGGACAAGCUUUGCUGGAAAUCUAUAGCCAUUUACGUUCUGAUGCUGGCCUGGAACACACAGAAAUGCCAUCUGCCUGGCAGCUGAUGAGCCACAUUCGAGAUGCUUGCCUUCCUUUCCUACGUUGUGCUGCUAUCUUCUAUCACCAUCUUACUGGUGUGGUCGCGCCUGUAUCGCUCCAUGCAGACAAAGACAACCAGGAGUUCUUUCACUUGUGUAACUACCUAGCUCUUCCCAAGGACAUCUCACAGCUUUUCAAGGGUCAACAUACCAGUGCUUUGGUAAAGAGUUGGUGCUGUAGCCGCACCAUGCGAGAGAGGUUGUCACCUAGCAGUACUCUCUUGGUUCGUUAUCCACGAACCAUUAAUCACCUAAUACAGCUACCCAGAGACUACAGUGAGCUCAUUAAUGAAGCGUCAUCGUUUACGUGUCCUAAAUCAGAGGCAGAUGAUAGUCGAGCUCCUACUCGUUGUCUGGUAUGUGGAGUUAUGCUGUGCUCACAAAGUUACUGUUGCCAAGAGGAAAUUGAUGGGACUGUUGUAGGUGCAGCCACCCAGCAUUCCAUGGUGUGUGGUGCUGGCACAGGCAUUUUCCUCAGGGUGCGAGAUUGCCAGAUCCUGCUGCUUGCUGGAAGAACAAAAGGUUGUUUUCUACCAGCACCUUACCUGGACUCCUAUGGUGAAACAGAUCAAGGCUUGAGGCGGGGCAAUCCCCUCACCCUCAGUCAGGAGCAGUAUGACAACAUCCAGAAAAUCUGGUUCCAGCAUAAUAUACCACAGACCAUUAGUCGCCACCUCAACCAAGAGUCCAACGCAGGAUUUCUUACCAUUGAAUGGAACAACCUCUAAGCUGAAUCUCACAAUGUGAGAUUUCAUAUCUAUAUCUUUGCUUAAUUUGUUUGAAAUAUGGGUGAUAUUCUAAUGGACUUUCAUUCCUAUACCUUCUGCACAGUGUGAAAGACCACUUCUGCUAACUUCAUCAUCAGACACAAAUAACCAGUUUCUUGAAGAAAAGUUAUCUGAACCACUUCGGAAUAAAUCAUCUCAGGUUCUUAUAAAUGGAAAGCACUGUAAUAAAGUGCACAUUUUGAAGCAAAGUACAAGAAGCGUAUCCGGUACAAUAUUCUUUGCUGACUUGUGACUUUGAUGGCUGAAGCAAGGAAAGUUCCUACAAGUGCAACUUGUUAGAGUGGAGGAAGUGGUCUGCAGGUGAACCUUUGCCCUCAAGAUAAAACUAGUAGCAAUGUUGAUGUGUGUGUGGUGACUGUAUUUUCUUAAACAGUUUUCCCCCAAGCUUAUAGAUAAAACAGUAGUCUCUCCUCAGGUACAUAGGAUGGUUACAUUCAAGUGACAAAAAAAAAUGUAUUGUUAUCUUUUUGUUCCUUAUUUGUUAAUUUUCAAAUUGUUGUCAUGAAUCCAUUGUAAAUCUUUCUGUAUAUACAGACAAGAUUGUACAGUUUGUGUAGAGGCUACUUCUAGUAGGAGUUAUUUGUACAGACAUAGAAACUGUCAUGUUAAUGAAGCCUAUAUGUCAACCUGUCUUCUCCAUUGCAGCACUGGGAUGCAAACAAGAUCUUUAUGAACAUAUUUAUCAUUGUAACUUGGACUUAUUAUUGUAUGCUUCACUGUAUAAAUGUAAGAAGAGCUACACCACAUCCAUAUGUACAGUUUUGAAACUUUUGGAAUAAACAGAUGUGUCCAAGCGUUUCUCUUACAAAACGUUUUGUAGGUUUUGUUUUUGUGAAUGCCUGUUCUUAUUUUCAUAUGUGUGUCUUAUAAAAAAAAAA